AUGGGGAAUUGCUGCGGUAAAAUAAAAACUGAAAAAACUGAGAUCCGGGGUCCUUUCCGAGAAUUGGUUAGAAAGUGGAAUUUGCGAGAAGAACAAAUUGCUCAAAUUCAUUUGUGGUCAAAGUUCACAAAAGGACAAUUUGAGAAAAACUGUGGUACUUUGAGUGUGUCAGUUUUAGGAGAAUCAAGACGUAUCCUGGAGAAUCUGUCCCCAAAGAAGCGGAGACGGAUUGACUGGACACUGUUCAACAGAUGGGAGCGGGAAGCAGAGGCUCGAUACGAGAGGCAAAGAAAAGGUGAGGAGGAAAAGGUUGCUCUUAUUGCCUUGCAGACCAAGAAGCAGAAGCAAGAGCUCGAUGAUAUGCAGGCAGUGAGUGGGUGCAGGCGGCCCCCGCCAUACAAUGCUGUGGGAGAAGAGGAAGUUGGACAAGUGCCAGUGGCUGGGAGCUCUGCAGAGCCAUGCUCCAGGAAAGGGGAAGUGAAGACAGAGGGUGAGAGCUCAGAUGAUGAUGAGGAUGAGAGGAAUGCAGGGGUUUAUCAGGAAGUUCGAAGACUCCUGAACGAGGCGAUGACACCUGAGUUGCGUGAGCCCCUAAGCCGCAUAUUCAAGGGGGUGAAAAGAAAAGCUGGAAAACCACCUCUCACACACCCAAUGAAAACUCGGUCGGUCUCUGUGAUUGGGAAAAAGACUGAGAAAACUUGUAAUUUGCCUAUGCUUCAGUUUCCAGGUGCUGAAGGGCCAGUGUGGGUGGAGAGACCUUGGGAUUUGGAAGAGCUUCGAAAUGUGACAGCCGCACUCCCAGAUCCAGAAAAAGGGGUAGAACGGUUCAUAAGUGCAGUUACAAAUGUUGAUGUAACUUAUAAACCCACAGGUCGAGACUGGUCAGCAAUAUUCAGUGCAAGACUGGGAUUGAAGUGGACAGAAGUGCGUGGAGCAGGCGAAGACGCUUUCAACCCCGCCCUGCAGCGUCUGGAUGAAGGAGGAACUGAAACUCAGGAGUGGAGAGUUCAAUGGACAGCAAUGCUUGAGAGACUGAGACUGGCUUACCCACUACGGCCAGACUGGGCAGCGAUUGCCAACACGAAGCAGUUGAAAGGUGAGACUGUCACUGCUUAUCUUGCGAGACUAAAGACUGUUGUUGAUGAAUGUGCAGGUCUUCCAGAAGGAACCGACAACACAGGAGUUCUGAAACACCAUUUUGUAAAUGGCCUGCUUCCAAACAUACAGAAAGCUGUCAAAUUGACCUGCAUUGGAUGGGAAGCUCAGAAUCUGGAAGUGGCGAUGCAACAUGCCAAGCAUGCUGAGCAGAAUGAUGAAAAGAGGAACACAGAGAAACAGCAGAAGUUGGAGAAUGCUCAGUACAUGUUUUACCAGUCCCAGUCCCAGUCCAACAACCAAAUGCCAAGAGAUGACAACUAUCAAGAGGCAAGAAGAGGAAGAGGCAGAGGCCGUGGCAGGUGGAAUGCACAGAAUGGCAGGAUUGGGGACAGAGACAGGUGUAGAAUCUGCGGCCAGAAAGGUCAUUGGGCCAGGGAGUGUCCAGAAAAUCCGAAAAACUUCCCCCAACAGCAGCAGUACCAAAAUAACUUCCGACAGCAGCCACAGCAGAGCUACCCGCAGCAGAGGCAGAACUACAGAGAGCAACAACACACUUCUUCUUUCCCUCCCCCUCCGCCAACGGCAAGCUCCACAGCAUAGGAUGAGGUGGGAGACACUCAAACCCGAACAACUCAGCUUAUUCAACUGACUAAAGACCCAAGCUCAAAUCCAAUGAUGACAAUACUUGUACAAGGACUUCCAAUCUCCAUGUUAUUGGACACUGGGGCCACGAGGUCAACACUUACGGUAGAGACUGCAUCUAAAUUUGAUAAAUUGCCACUUUCUAACCAAACUUGUACUACUUAUGGUAUAUCAGGGAUAGCACAGAUUGAUAAAGUGUCAAUGCCAUUAGCAGUAGUUAAUGGGGAGAAAAAGUGUACACAUUCAUUUCUGAUUUCUCAAACAUGUCCUUUAAAUUUGAUGGGCAGGGAUCUAAUUUCUAAAUUAGGAUUAACAAUCGAUGUUUCCUUGAGGGGAGUUGAAGUGACAACUAUGAGUGCUAAUUUUGCUCAGAUAUUACCAAACAGGUAUUAUAAUUGGGCUAUAACUCCUUCAUUUGAUCCGUAUUCAGAAUAUAGUUUUAUACCUGCUGAUUAUGAAAAACCAUCUCAUUUCCAUUGCACUUCAUGGUUUGUGGGUCAUGAAAGAAAUAGCGAGUAUGAAGAAAGUUGGUUCGAUGGAUCUCUGGAUGCAAGUCCAGCCUCACGUCUCAGUGGG
Molecule: messenger RNA, 2316 nt
Organism: Megalobrama amblycephala (Wuchang bream)
Lineage: Eukaryota; Metazoa; Chordata; Actinopteri; Cypriniformes; Xenocyprididae
Exons: 2
Coding region: 1-1698 (565 amino acids)
Molecular function (GO): nucleic acid binding; zinc ion binding
Source: RefSeq, a predicted model, not a curated record